Molecule: messenger RNA, 1161 nt
Organism: Limulus polyphemus (Atlantic horseshoe crab)
Lineage: Eukaryota; Metazoa; Arthropoda; Merostomata; Xiphosura; Limulidae
Product: sodium- and chloride-dependent GABA transporter 2-like
Exons: 5
Biological process (GO): sodium ion transmembrane transport
Cellular component (GO): membrane
Source: RefSeq, a predicted model, not a curated record
GUCCAGGGUUGGCUUUCCUUGUUUACCCAGAAGUUGUUCUACAGCUCCCACCUCCCCCGUUAUGGUCAGUUGUGUUCUUCCUCAUGCUAUUAAUUCUUGGUAUAAACAGCCAGGGGGGCAUGUACAUAUUUCAACUGAUGGAUUAUUAUUCUGCCAGUGGAAUGACUCUACUGUUUACUGCUUUCUUCCAAACUAUAGCUAUCACGUGGGUCUAUGGCGUAAAAAGGUUUUCUAGCAACAUUGAAGAGAUGACAGGACAUCGGCCAAACUGGUAUUUUCUCACUAGCUGGGUUUUUGUUUCUCCAGCCGUUUGUUUGGGAAUAUUCCUGUUUUCGGUUGUUAGAUACAAACCUCUGGUGUACGCAGAGACUUACGUUUAUCCUUGGUGGGGGGAGCUCUUAGGCUGGGGGAUAGCUCUGGCUUCGAUGGUAUGGAUUCCGUCCUAUGCUGUUUAUUUCUUGUUAGUCACACCAGGUUCUCUGAAGGACCGAUUGAUUGCUGGCAUAACUCCGAAAGUUCAACCUUCUCAGAAAUUAACAAAGAUACUUGGUCAAGAUUUCAAGCUUCCCGAAAGUAAACACACCAAACUGCCAGACUCGGGAGAUUCUACGUCGACAACUCAAGAAAUACUUUAUAUUUAACUGUUGAAAAGUCUACAUUAUCAUUUUCCUAACAUUAGAUCAUCCUUUAAUACGUUAUCAUAUUCCUAACCCUAGAUCCUCCGUUAGUACGUGAUCAUAUUCCUAACCCUAGAUUCUCCUUUAGUAUGUGAUCAUAUUCCUAACCCUAGAUCCUCCUUUAGUAUGUGAUCAUAUUCCUAACCCUAGAUCCUCCGUUAGUAUGUGAUCAUAUUCCUAACCCUAGAUUCUCCUUUAGUAUGUGAUCAUAUUCCUAACCCUAGAUCCUCCGUUAGUAUGUGAUCAUAUUCCUAACAUUAGAUCAUCCUUUAAUACGUUAUCAUAUUCCUAACCCUAGAUUCUCCUUUAGUAUGUGAUCAUAUUCCUAACCCUAGAUCCUCCGUUAGUAUGUGAUCAUAUUCCUAACCCUAGAUUCUCCUUUAGUAUGUGAUCAUAUUCCUAACCCUAGAUCCUCCGUUAGUAUGUGAUCAUAUUCCUAACCCUAGAUUCUCCUUUAGUAUGUGAUCAUAUUCCUAACCCUAGA